AUCUAUUGGUAUAGUAAGUAAGAGUCACUGCCCCAAAAAUGGAAGCUCUUACGCAGCUGAGCAUUGCACCCUACCCCCGUCGCCUCCUCUCACCUCCACCCAACAGAAAACCUCACUUUAAACCUAGCGCCGCCGUCAGCGGCGGCCCCACCACCAGCAGAUGGGCCGAUCGCCUCUUCGCCGACUUCCAAUUCCUGCCUUCCCCGUCAGACACUCCAGACGUCGCAAUCUCUGCGCCGCCUCCGCCUCUUCCUUCCCUCCCGGAGCGCCUCGUUCCAAUGCCGCUAGAUUUCUAUCGGGUUCUGGGAGCGGAGCCACAUUUCCUUGGCGACGGCAUUCGCAGAGCCUACGACGCUAGGGUUUCGAAGCCGCCGCAAUAUGGUUACAGCGACGACGCUUUGAUUAGCCGGCGGCAGAUUCUUCAAGCGGCUUGUGAGACCCUUGCUAACUCCAGUUCUCGCAGGGAGUACAAUCAGGGGCUCGCUGAUGAUGAAUUUGAUACCAUACUCACUCAAGUGCCCUGGGAUAAGGUUCCUGGAGCCCUGUGUGUACUGCAAGAAGCUGGGGAGACGGAGUUGGUUCUUCAAAUUGGAGAGAGCUUGUUGAAAGAGAGGUUGCCCAAGUCAUUCAAGCAAGACAUUUUGUUGUCAAUGGCGCUUGCUUAUGUUGAUUUAUCUAGGGAUGCCAUGGCAUUGUCACCUCCUGAUUUUAUCAGAGGCUGUGAAGUGCUUGAGAUGGCACUCAAGCUAUUGCAGGAAGAAGGUGCAAGCAACCUUGCCCCUGAUUUGCAAGCACAGAUUGAUGAAACCCUAGAAGAAAUCAAUCCCAAGUGUGUUAUAGAGCUCCUAGCACUUCCACUGGGUGAUGAGUACCAGUCAAGAAGAAGACAGGGUCUUCAAGGUGUGCGAAAUGUUUUGUGGUCUGUUGGUGGAGGGGGAGCAGCUGCCAUGGCAGGAGGAUUCACCCGUGAAGAUUUUAUGAAUGAGGUUUUUCUGCGUAUGACUGCAGCAGAGCAGGUUGAUCUGUUUGCUGCCACACCACGUAACAUACCCGCAGAAAGUUUUGAAGCAUACAAUGUGGCCCUUGCUCUAGUUUCUCAAGCCUUCUUAAGCAAAAAGCCUCAUCUCAUUCAAGAUGCUGACAACCUUUUUCAGCAACUUCAACAAACCAGGAUCACUGCUAGUGGGGGCUCCUUAUCUGCCUAUGGCACCAGAGAAAAUCGUGAAAUAGACUUUGCACUUGAGAGGGGUCUUUGCUCUCUUCUUGUUGGGGAAGUAGAUGAAUGUCGUGCAUGGUUGGGCUUGGAUAAUGAAGAGUCGCCUUAUCGAGAUCAGUCGAUAAUUAACUUUGUUAUUGAACACUCUAGUGACAACAGAGAAGAUGAUCUCCUCCCUGGGCUCUGCAAACUAUUGGAGACAUGGUUGAUGGAAGUGGUAUUUCCUAGAUUUAGAGAGACCCAAGAUGUUAUAUUCAAGCUUGGAGAUUAUUAUGACGAUCCUACAGUUUUGAGGUAUUUAGAGAAACUGGAAGGUCAGGGACGCUCACCCUUGGCUGCUGCUGCAGCUAUAGCGAGGAUUGGAGCUGAAGCUACUGCUGUGCUUGACAGUGUGAAGGUUAGUGCCAUUCAGGCACUGCAGAGAGUAUUUCCUCUUGGCAGUGGGGAAAAGAAUAUCAGACUUUAUCAGAAGAAUGAUAUCAAGAGUUAUGGUCUGCCAGUUGUGAGUGGAGAGACUGGAAUAGAUCUUAAUCAAGAUGACUCCUACAGGUUUGGAGUUCCAGAGAUGACUAGUCCUGAUGAACUGCAGCAGCAAGAAAUUAUUACUAACAAUAUAAAAGAUGCAACUAUAAAGAUCACGUGUGCUGGUGUGGCGGUUGGUCUUGCGACUUUAGUGGGGUUGAAAUUCCUGUCACAUCGCACUGGCUCUUCUGAUUUACUUAAAGACCCUGGCACAACUGCUAUCGCUUCUAAUGUCAUCAAUGUGGGCCACUAGUUGAAAAUUCUGAAGAAGUACCCCGAAUGGAUGCAAGAUUUGCAGAAAAUCUGGUGCGCAAGUGGCAGGCUGUCAAGUCUCUAGCACUUGGUUCUGAUCAUUGUUUUGAAAAAUUAUCAGAGGUGAGAAACUAGCCAGUCAUGCCUGGCUUUGACUUAAUUGUUAUUUUCUCUGUAAAACCCCCUACUUCUGGUACCUUUUAGCCCUUAGCUUAAUUUGAUUAUGUUAUCCUCGUAAUCCUCAUGGAAAAUCAGAUUCUGCCGUUAGUUAUACAUUAAGUAGAGGCUAGAAAAUAAAUAAAUAUGGUCGGAAAAACUCCUGAAGCAUACUCCAGAAAUUGCAAUAAUUGCUUGAGUGAGGCAUCUUCUUUUCAUCUACUCAUAUGAUGAUUCAUAAUCUGUUACAAUUUUCAAUGAUUAUUUCAGGUGGGCGAAUCACUUCACUUGUAUGAAAUGAUAUUAUGCGAUAUCGGUCAUACAAAAUGAAAUUUGGCAGAAUCUUUCUUUAUACUCCCUCCGUCCCGCCCAAGAUGCUAUAUAUUCCUUUUCGGGUCGUCCCAACGAAGAUGCUACAUUUCUAUAUUUGGCAAAAAUAAGGAAUUUUAAACACUUAAUUAAUACUAAUUAAUUAUUUCUUUAUUA
Salvia miltiorrhiza (redroot sage) is the source of this 2632-nucleotide messenger RNA. RefSeq names its product protein ACCUMULATION AND REPLICATION OF CHLOROPLASTS 6, chloroplastic. Bases 39 to 1991 code for a protein of 650 amino acids. The transcript has 5 exons. NCBI's taxonomy places the organism in Eukaryota, Viridiplantae, Streptophyta, Magnoliopsida, Lamiales, Lamiaceae. The record is from RefSeq and is a predicted model, not a curated record. Gene Ontology annotation, cellular component: chloroplast inner membrane. Gene Ontology annotation, biological process: chloroplast fission.